AUGCAGUCCAUCAUCGAGCAGGCGGGCCCACCGCCCUGCUCGCCCGCGGCAGCCCCCCAGGAGCUGCGCGGCCACCAGCCGGGCUGCGCUACCGAGCCCGAGCAACCCGCCCAGUACCAGAGGGAGAUUUUCUCCCUGCCGGGGCCGGGCGCGCGCUGUGAUCCCAGCGGCGUCUUGCGUGGCCUCGAGCACGAUCAGCGGGUACAUUGGGAGAGACAUUUGUCGCGCCGAACGCCUGCACCUGACAAGGAGAUCAAGCUUCACAACGAUCGCAAUCUUAUGGCGGAUAGGCGGUGCUAUGCGCAGUUCAUCUUGGACCUGUUCACCUCCGGCCUUGUCAGAGUCGGGGCCAAGCGCAGUGCCACGGUGGGCGUGUUUUGUGCGUGGAAGAGCGGACGAGAACGGCUUUGGCUCAUCUUCGACGCGCGACGAGUCAACGCACGAUUUCAUGACCCUGAUCACUUUCAGCUGCCCAGUGCCGCCGCGUGGGCGGCGCUACGUACCAAUCCUUCUUCUUCGUUGAGUAUGGCUCAGGCCGACGUGGACAACGCCUUCUACAGGGUGAAGUUGCUUGACAAGAUGGACGAGCAUUUCUCGUUGCCGAGCGUGCACUUGAGUUCGCUCCGACAGCUCGCCGAGGCGGCUGGGGUGAUCAUUGACCUGCCCGACGCCCGUUUCGGUUCGCCUCUCUUGCAAGUGUUGCCAAUGGGGUGGUCGUGGAGCCUCUAUUUCUGUCAGGGGCUGCUGGAGACAACCGUGCUGCGGUCGGGGAUCGACACCGGGCCGCUCAUCAUGGACCGCCACGCCCCCCUGCAGGUCCGCACCUCUUCGACCCAGCCUGGUGUUUACGUCGACAACGUUUGCGUCGUCGGCGGCGACGGCGACCGCUGCGUGGCCGACUGCGCCAAGUUCGUCGGCGAGCUGGAGCAGGUCGGCCUGAAGUGCAAGGGCGUCAUGGAGCCCGAGGACCUGCAGACCUUCACCGGCAUCACCUUCGAGGGGCGCAGCGGGCGAGUAGGCAUCAGUCCGGGUCGGAUGCGGAAGAUCCGACUUGCACUGUUGUUCCUCGAGCUGCGGCAGGCGGCUGCCUUGCUGGUCUUCGCUUUCUCCGACUCCAAGAGGCCCAACAGCCCCUUCGUCUGCGCCUCGGACGCCUCCCGGGGCCAAUCUGGUUCAGGAGGCGGCUAUGGCGUGGUAGGGCAGACCUGGGCCGAUGAGCUCGUGGAGCGCACCGCCUCGUCAGCUGUGGCCUGGCGAUACUCCGUGCUGGACGCUAUCGGGGCCCGCGAGUGCGCGCUUGGCUUCGACCCGGUCGAGGGGGCCAAAGUCGGCCGCCGCCAGGCCCGCGCUGGCUGCACCAGCUUCGAGGGGGUCGUGAGGUCCUCGAUCGGUGACUUCAACGAUUGGGGUGUCCUCUUCCACGGCGAGUUUCAGCGCGACGAGGACAUCGCCGUUCUUGAGGGGCGAGCGGCUGCAAUGGCCGCGCGGCACGCAGUGCGAGGGCGCUGCGGGCAUAGUCAUCGGCACCUCAUCUUGGUCGACAACCUCGGGCUCGCACUCGCGGUUGGAAAAGGGCGCUCCCCUUCCAUCACUCUCAAUCACGUCCUGCAGCAGCUGUGCGCCAUAUCUAUUGUCACCGACACAACCCUCGCCCUCAUAUGGAUUCCGUCAGAGUGGAACCCCGCCGACAAGCCCUCUAGGCUCAGGCUCCAUCAUACGUUGGACGCUCGCGCUGACCCCCGACAUGCUGCGUAUCUCGGAGGCCCGUCAGCCAGCCCCAGCGGGCUCCAGGCCCUCGGCCGGGAUGUUGACGCGCUCGUUCGGAGGCGCCACGGCCGCUGUGCCGCGGCUUCGGGUGCGGAGCCCAGCGGCCCCAGCGGGCCUGGCGCGGCUGGGCUCGGGGACGCACUGAGCGACGACCCCUGCCCGCUCGGUGGCCUCGCGGGGCUCCUCGGCGGGGCAGGCAACGGCGGCGCGGUCGGCGACGACUCCUCAUCUUCGAGCUCGGACAGUGGCAUCGACCAGGCGGCCGAGGCCCUCCGCCUAGCCCGGGCGAGGGCUCGCCAUUCAGCCCACCGCGGCGCAGACGAGCGAGCCCAGGCCGAGGGGCUCACGGUGCUGCAGGGCCUGAAGGUCGGCAGCGCGUCCCGCGUGUACUUCGAGAAGGAGUACCUGGACUUCCUGACCUGGGCCCGCUCGAGGGGCCUGUCGAUCCUCGGGCUGGCGCCCAUCGACUCGACCUUCUCCCAGUACCUCGAUUUCCUGUUCUGGGAGGGCCACAAUCACCACAAGGGGGACAAAGCCUCCCCGCCGUUGAAGCACUUCAACCCGGGCCUGGGCUUGACUGCGGCGGCGGCUCUGGAGAGGACCGCCGCCGGGCUGCGGGGCUUCCGCAAGCUGGCGCGGGGGUCGACGCAGGCCCCCAUGGCGAGGGAGCUGCUGUUCACGGCCGCGGGCGUCGCCCUGCACCGAGGCUGGCGGAACUUCGCCAUCGCCCUGGCGCUCAGCUGGGACACGAUGGUUCGGCUUUCCAGCGAAAUCGUGCAGAUGACGCCCGCGACGCUGGUUGCGCCCGCGCCUCGCUCCGGCCGAGUCGCGUGGAGCCUGCUUCUUUUCCCAGAGGAGUACCAUCAGGUCAGCAAGACCUUGGGCUGCGACGAGGGCGUCGCGCUGUCAGACUCGAUGUCCGUGGCCCUCGGCGUGGACCUGGCCAGGCUGAAGCGAGGCCGCCCAGACGGCAAGCCGCUCUGGGACUUCGACGCGAGGGUCUUCAACGCCAAGUUCAGGACGGUUUUCGACCAGCUGGGCCACCAGGACUGCCACCCGUACCGGGUGCGCCACGGCGGAGCCUCGUACCGAGCCGCAGUCCUGGGCGAGAAGCUCGCGGACAUCCAGGCCACGCUGAGGCACCAGUCGGACAACUCGACGAAGCGGUACGCCAGGCGCGUCAGGUACUUCGCGGAGGUCGGGAAGCUCAGCCCCGAGGUGGCGCAGUUCGGGCGGGACAUCGACGCCCGCCUGGGCGACCCGCUGCGGGGCCGGGCGCCGCUGCCGCCGCUGCCGCGGGCUCGCGCGCCGCGCUCCGCGCAGGGCGCAGCUGGCGCGGCGGCACCGGGUGUACCUGGACCUUUCAGCGGCGCUGGCAAGGUUGCGAGUUGGCUCGAGCGGAAGUCCGACUACGCGGUCCUGCGGAUCGACGUGGCUGCCCACCCCGCCUUCGACCUGUCUCGGCGCGCGUGCGGGGCCAUCGUGAUCGGCUGGCUGAGAUCUCGCGUGGUGCGAGGGGUGAUGUGCGCUCCCCCCAGCUCGACGUGGUCUCAGGCCUCUCGCCAUUUUUAUCGCUCACCUGGCGCUCUGAACGGCCGCCCUGGUCUGCAGGGCGACGCCGCCGCCAGGCUCCGCGUAGGCAGCGCCGCAUUCCAUUUCGCCAUGCGAGUCGGCUUCGAGUGCAAGCGCCUCGCCGCGACGCCGCCCGCGGCGCCGCCCGCCCGGCGAGCCACGCCGCAUUCGUCGCCUGGGCCUCCCAAGGGCCCCCCGCUGCUGAAGAAGGCGCCCUCCAAGGGGCUCCCGGACGGCGGCGCGGGAGGCCCCGGCGCCGGCGCCGGCGGCGACAGGAGGCCGUCCUCGGGCCCGGGCAGCCGGCCCAGCCUGCCGCCAGCCGCGGCCCCGAAGGCUGGCCCCGCGCCAAGCGUCGCCCCCCGGGCCAGCUCGCGCCCGCCGGCCGCCGCCGGGCCCCAGUCCGCGCGCGGCCAGCCCGAGGGGCGUCCGCUGGAGACGCCACGCUCGACAAGAAGGCCCUCUACGUCGGGGACCGGGUGCGGCUGA
Molecule: messenger RNA, 3825 nt
Organism: Prorocentrum cordatum
Lineage: Eukaryota; Dinophyceae; Prorocentrales; Prorocentraceae
Source: the annotation of a GenBank genome assembly